CCGGAUGCGCACCCCCAGCGCCAUGUUUCUCUCCAAAGGCGCCCUUUCUCUGAGGCGGCCGCAGACCGUUCACAGAUUCAAGGAUCUUGCUCAAUCUCAAUUGCCCUCCCUAUCCGCCCUCUCCCGCUACUAUGCCUCCAAGUCCUUCCCCCCUCACACCAUCAUCAGCAUGCCCGCUCUGUCGCCGACUAUGAACGCCGGUAACAUCGGUGCCUGGCAGAAGAAGGCUGGUGAUGCUCUCCAGCCUGGUGAUGUUUUGGUGGAGAUUGAGACCGACAAGGCCCAGAUGGACUUUGAGUUCCAAGAAGAGGGUGUCUUGGCCAAGGUUCUGUCGGAGACUGGUGAGAAGGACGUUGCUGUUGGCUCUCCUAUCGCCGUGCUGGUCGAGGAGGGUACCGACGUCUCGGCUUUCGAGAGCUUCACCCUGGAGGAUGCCGGUAGCGAGAAGCCCGCUGCUGGUGCUGCGGAGAGCAAGUCCGAGUCCAAGGAAGAGGCUGCCCCCGCUUCUUCCACCCCUGAGCCUCAGCCCGCUGCCAUCGAGCCUGAGACCUCGGGUGAGAAGCUCCAGCCCGCUCUGGACCGUGAGGCUAACAUUAGCCCCGCUGCUAAGGCCCUUGCUCUUGAGAAGGGUGUGCCCAUCAAGGCUCUCAAGGGCACUGGACGUGGUGGCCAGAUCACCAAGGAGGACGUUGAGAAGUACCAGCCUUCCGUUGCCGCCACCGCCGCUGCCACCUACGAGGACAUCCCCCUUACCUCCAUGCGCAAGACCAUUGCUUCUCGCCUUCAGCAGUCGAUGCGCGAGAACCCCCACUACUUUGUCUCCACUACUCUGUCCGUGACCAAGCUUCUCAAGCUCCGCCAGGCUCUCAACGCCUCCGCCGACGGCAAGUACAAGCUUUCCGUCAACGACUUCCUCGUCAAGGCUUGCGCUGCUGCCCUCCUGAAGGUGCCCGCUGUCAACUCCAGCUGGCGUGAGGAGAACGGCCAGGUUGUCAUCCGCCAGCACAACACCGCCGACAUCAGCGUUGCCGUCGCCACCCCCAACGGCCUUAUCACCCCUGUUGUCAAGAACGUCCAGGGUCUUGGCCUGUCCAGCAUCUCUAACCAGAUCAAGGAUCUCGGCAAGCGUGCUCGUGACAACAAGCUCAAGCCCGAGGAGUACCAGGGUGGUACUUUCACCAUCAGCAACAUGGGCAUGAACGCUGCCGUCGAGAGAUUCACCGCCGUCAUCAACCCCCCUCAGGCCGGUAUUCUGGCUGUUGGCACCACCCGCAAGGUUGCCGUCCCCGUUGAGACCGCCGAGGGUACCGCUGUUGAGUGGGAUGACCAGAUCGUCGUCACCGGUAGCUUCGACCACAAGGUUGUCGAUGGUGCCGUUGGUGCUGAGUGGAUCAAGGAGUUGAAGAAGGUUGUUGAGAACCCCCUUGAGCUUCUGUUGUAAGCUCUUUCCCGCGAGCGGGAAGUCCGACCGGCCCAGUAUUUUAGUUAGCUACGAUCGGAGUUACCUUUCCCUUUGAUGUUGUUGUAAUAUGUAUUAAAACCAUCUGAAUCUUUCCACAUCCCCUAGACCAAGAUGGCCCCCUCCCAGCACAGUUUCAUAACCCUUACAAUGCAUUUCCUAUGUUUAGUUCUUAGUGUGGUUCAAAACAGUAGACUUGGUGGUGUUAGGCAUGCAGAUGUGUAUGAAAUUGAAAGAAAGGCCGAC
Messenger RNA from Aspergillus fijiensis CBS 313.89, 1705 nucleotides. RefSeq names its product putative pyruvate dehydrogenase complex, dihydrolipoamide acetyltransferase component. Gene Ontology annotation, biological process: pyruvate decarboxylation to acetyl-CoA. Gene Ontology annotation, molecular function: dihydrolipoyllysine-residue acetyltransferase activity. Gene Ontology annotation, cellular component: pyruvate dehydrogenase complex. The transcript is spliced from 4 exons. The record is from RefSeq and is a predicted model, not a curated record. Bases 5 to 1441 code for a protein of 478 amino acids. Lineage: Eukaryota; Fungi; Ascomycota; Eurotiomycetes; Eurotiales; Aspergillaceae.